Molecule: messenger RNA, 1971 nt
Organism: Helianthus annuus (common sunflower)
Lineage: Eukaryota; Viridiplantae; Streptophyta; Magnoliopsida; Asterales; Asteraceae
Product: sugar transporter ERD6-like 6
Exons: 18
Coding region: 217-1680 (487 amino acids)
Biological process (GO): carbohydrate transport; transmembrane transport
Cellular component (GO): membrane
Molecular function (GO): sugar transmembrane transporter activity
Source: RefSeq, a predicted model, not a curated record
AUCAAACAAUAAUAAGACUUUAAAAUAAAAAAGUAGCAAAACACAUAGCCGCUACUAUUUAACAAACAAAACACCCAAUCAUCAUCAUCACCAUUUCCACAUUCACCAGUCCACCGUUACCGUCACCAUAUUCUCCCUCAACCAAACUUAUGCAGCAGCAGCAGCAGCACAAUCACAACAAACUGAUCUAGAAAAUUAGUUGAUCAUCAAUCAACAAUGAGUUUCAGAGACGAUAAUGAAGACGGCAGGUCCGAUCUCCGGAAACCAUUUUUGCACACCGGAAGCUGGUACCGUAUGGGCUCCAGGCAAUCUAGCAUGAUGACGUCAUCUCAGAUGAUCAGAGAUCGAUCUGUUUCUGUUCUCGCUUGUGUUCUUAUUGUUGCCUUAGGUCCUAUUCAGUUCGGUUUCACUGGUGGUUAUUCAUCACCUACACAAGCUGCGAUUAUGCGAGAUCUUAAUCUCACUGUAUCCGAGUUCUCUUUGUUUGGUUCUUUAUCAAAUGUGGGUGCCAUGGUUGGUGCAAUAGCCAGUGGUCAAAUUGCAGAGUAUAUCGGCCGGAAAGGGUCUUUGAUGAUCGCCGCUAUCCCUAAUAUCAUUGGAUGGCUUUGUAUCUCAUUUGCUACUGAUACAUCGUUUCUUUACAUGGGAAGAUUGUUAGAAGGAUUUGGCGUUGGGAUUAUAUCAUAUACGGUUCCUGUCUAUAUAGCCGAAAUAGCACCUCAAAAUAUGCGAGGGGGACUCGGUUCUGUCAAUCAGCUAUCUGUGACAAUUGGGAUAAUGCUUGCUUAUUUGCUGGGACUUUUUUCUAAUUGGAGAAUACUUGCAAUUCUUGGAACUUUGCCAUGCUUAAUUUUGAUUCCUGGUCUCUUUUUUAUUCCAGAAUCUCCUCGGUGGCUGGCGAAGAUGGGUAUGACUGAUGAUUUUGAAUCUUCUUUACAAGUUCUUCGCGGGUUUGAUACUGAUAUUACCGUUGAAGUAAAUGAAAUUAAGAGGUCUGUAGCAUCAUCAAAUAGAAGAACCGCAAUUCGUUUCUCGGACCUUAAACAAAGAAGAUAUUGGUUCCCUUUGAUGAUAGGAAUUGGAUUACUUGUUCUUCAACAGCUAAGUGGAAUCAAUGGUGUUCUUUUCUAUUCUAGUAACAUCUUUCAGUCUGCAGGAAUUUCUAGCAGUGAUGCUGCUACAUUUGGACUUGGUGCUAUCCAAGUUAUCGCAACUGCAGUUUCCACAUGGUUGGUUGACAAAACAGGCCGGAGGAUUCUGCUCACUGUUUCCUCCGUUGGAAUGACCUUCAGUCUCGUAGUCGUCGCAGCUGCUUUCUUCACUAAGAGUUUUGUGGAAGAAAGUUCUUCAUUGUAUGCUGCAAUGGGUAUAUUGUCGGUAGUUGGAGUUGUGGGCAUGGUAAUCGCGUUUUCUCUUGGAAUGGGGCCCAUCCCAUGGGUUAUAAUGUCUGAGAUUCUUCCUGUUAACAUUAAAGGACUAGCUGGGAGUAUUGCAACAUUAGCCAAUUGGUUUAUUGCAUGGUUAAUUACAAUGACCGCACCGUUGCUUUUAGCGUGGAGCGGUGGAGGAACAUUCACUUUGUACAUGCUCAUGUGUGCUGCUACUGUUGUGUUUGCUUCCAUAUUGGUGCCGGAAACAAAGGGAAAGACAUUGGAGGAGAUCCAGUUUUCUUUAAGAUAAGAUGUAAAUGUUCUGUUGCUGCUUCUUCAUCAUUGUUUUCUGCGGUCGCUAUUCAAAAAUUCUUUUUUUUUCCUCAAAAAAAUUGUUUUGUUUCCGGGGGCUUGUAAGUUAUGUGGAAUUUGCGAUUGUUGUACGUGAAUCCAUUAUGUUUACGGAUCCGAAAAGAACAUCAUAUCAUUUGUUGUAAUAAUUAUUUAUGAAAGAGAGAGAGAGAGAGAGCUGAAGAAUUAAGGCUGUUAUGUUUGGGCAUAAAAUAAAUUAUCGGAAUAAUGAUUUUUUUGGGUUUGUAUA